Myotis daubentonii (Daubenton's bat) is the source of this 3047-nucleotide messenger RNA. RefSeq names its product G protein subunit alpha transducin 1 (gene GNAT1). Gene Ontology annotation, cellular component: cytoplasm; heterotrimeric G-protein complex. Gene Ontology annotation, molecular function: GTPase activity; GTP binding; G protein-coupled receptor binding. The record is from RefSeq and is a predicted model, not a curated record. Bases 521 to 1573 code for a protein of 350 amino acids. Gene Ontology annotation, biological process: adenylate cyclase-modulating G protein-coupled receptor signaling pathway; phototransduction, visible light; detection of light stimulus involved in visual perception. The transcript is spliced from 8 exons. NCBI's taxonomy places the organism in Eukaryota, Metazoa, Chordata, Mammalia, Chiroptera, Vespertilionidae.
GCGCUCUCCCCGAGAGCAGGCAUGAGCACAGAAUGAGAGUGCAGAGCCCAGUGCUGGGCAGGGGGCAGGUGCUGGUGCACGCUUCUCCCUCUACUCCCUGCUGCCAGCCCUGCCCCAUGGCCCCCACGCCUUGGCUCCCCUUUCUGAGCCUGGACCCCACAGAAAGUCUCCCUGCUCCAGGCAGGGGCUGGACGCUCUCAGGGUCUCCCGGAGGAUGUGGGGAAGGGAGUGGGGUGCAGAGUCAGCAGUUGGGGGAUUGGGGCCACGCUAGCCCGAUUAGAAGGGCUGGGGCUGAGCUCCAUUCACCUGUCCUUGUCUCUGAUUGGCUCCUGGGUACCCCCAGCACCCAAAUCCACUAAGCAGCCCCGCCAGGGCCUGCACAGCUCUGGGGAGCCAGUCGACUGCGGGCACAGUCCCGGGGCCAGAGGGUGUCCGGGAGGCCGGAGGCUGGCCUGAGCCUGGCUCUGGAGAGCCGUCCAUCCGGAAGAGCCCACGGACGGCUUCCCCCCGGCUGCGGGCCAUGGGGGCUGGGGCCAGCGCCGAGGAGAAGCACUCCCGGGAGCUAGAGAAGAAGCUGAAGGAAGACGCCGAGAAGGACGCCCGGACCGUGAAGCUGCUGCUUCUGGGGGCUGGCGAGUCUGGGAAGAGCACGAUUGUCAAGCAGAUGAAGAUCAUCCACCAGGACGGGUACUCGCUGGAAGAGUGCCUGGAGUUCAUCGCCAUCAUCUACGGCAACACGCUGCAGUCCAUCCUGGCCAUCGUGCGCGCCAUGACCACGCUCAACAUCCAGUACGGAGACUCCGCGCGCCAGGAUGACGCCCGGAAGCUGGUGCACAUGGCGGACACCAUCGAGGAGGGCACGAUGCCCAAGGAGAUGUCGGACAUCAUCCAGCGGCUGUGGCAGGACGCGGGCAUCCAGGCCUGCUUCGAGCGCGCCUCGGAGUACCAGCUCAACGACUCGGCGGGCUACUACCUCUCCGACCUGGAGCGCCUGGUGACCCCGGGCUACGUGCCCACCGAACAGGACGUGCUGCGCUCGCGUGUCAAGACCACCGGCAUCAUCGAGACCCAGUUCUCCUUCAAGGACCUCAACUUCCGGAUGUUCGACGUGGGCGGGCAGCGCUCGGAGCGCAAGAAGUGGAUCCACUGCUUCGAGGGCGUGACGUGCAUCAUCUUCAUCGCGGCGCUGAGCGCCUACGACAUGGUGCUGGUGGAGGACGACGAGGUGAACCGCAUGCACGAGAGCCUGCACCUGUUCAACAGCAUCUGCAACCACCGCUACUUCGCCACCACGUCCAUCGUGCUCUUCCUCAACAAGAAGGACGUGUUUUCCGAGAAGAUAAAAAAGGCGCAUCUUAGCAUCUGCUUCCCCGACUACGACGGGCCCAACACGUACGAGGACGCGGGCAACUACAUCAAAGUGCAGUUCCUGGAGCUCAACAUGCGACGCGACGUGAAGGAGAUCUACUCCCACAUGACGUGCGCCACCGACACGCAGAACGUCAAGUUCGUCUUCGACGCGGUCACCGACAUCAUCAUCAAGGAGAACCUCAAAGACUGCGGCCUCUUCUGAGGUGCGCUCCCCCCUGUCCCCUGUCGGGCCCCCUGACCUCUACGCCCAGCCCAUCCCCACUCCCAGCCACCUCACUCCAGCCCCACUCCACCGCCGGACCCCCAGCUCCCCUCCCCCUCUGCUUCCAGGCUCCACCCCCUGCCGCAGGCCCCGCCCCUGGCCCACAAGUCCCACCCACUUCAUCUCUUGGGACCCGGCCCCAGUGCCCCAGGUGUCCUUGCUUCCAAACCCACCUGCACGGUGUCUCGGCCACAGCCCAAUUAUGUGGGGGCUGGGGUGCUGACCAGGUCCCUGAACCCAUGCAUGUGCCGAGACCCUGUCGCCCAGCCACCCCGGCCCCAGCCUGUGGCCCCACCAGCCUCAUACCCCAAACCCUGCGUCCCACUAGCUUGCAGUUCCUGUCCUUCCCCUGAGGCUCCCGGGCCUCCCAGAGCCAGGUGCCCCCAAGACCAGCUCUGCCCUUCACGGCCUGGCGGCACUGGCCGCCGGACCCACCGCAGCCAGCCCCAGCUAGGAGCCAGCAGGACUUGGGGCAGCUGGAGCACAGUGACUCAGCAGUGGCCGGCUGACCAAUCUCCUGCCGCCCUCCCGCCCCAGGGGGCCCGUGACUCACCCGGUGGGUCUGGGCUCCGCAAACAGCCCUCCCUCGCAGAGUUCCAGGCACUGCAGGGGGCAGGCGGGAUCCCUCCUCCCAGCAGCCUGCUGAUCACCAGCCCGGCCCAGCCUGCCACCUCCAUGUGACAAGUCUGACACCUGUCCGCCCAGCGGCCAGUGACUGUCCCUCCCAGGCGCUUCAGGGGUCCAAAGUCGAAGCCAGCCCUGGCCCGGGCGGCUCCUGCACAUGAAUUAGUGACUGGGGUCAGGCCUGGAACCCCUGGGUGCCAGGGAGAGACUCAUGCUAGACCCUUCCCCACAUGCCAGGCUCAGAGGAGCCCCUAGCCCCUUCCCCCACAGCUCUGCACCCUCUGUCCUUGGACACCAGAUCCCUGCCCCACUCACCCACCCACCCACAGUGCUCCCGGCCAGCCGGUCAAGGGGAUGGUCUGUGAGGGAGGGUGCUGUUGACACCCACGGUGGCCAAUGGCCGAACUGUCCUGAGGGGUGGCUGGGGCAGAGUCCAGCUCCAUCGAUCAGCCCCGGCAGAGAAGUUGGAACAGGAUGGAGGCCCCGAGGGUCCAUCAGGUGGGGUCACAAGCAAACCAGGUGACCCUGGUGGCUGCCAGCAGCUUCUCUCGCCCUUUCUGUUCAGGGCUCAUUCCCUGGCAGGCGUAACAGCGCCAUGCCUGACCUGUCAGGGACAAAGCCUCAUGUCCCCUCAUCUCCACUCCCUACUUCUCACCAGCACCGGCCCUUGCUGGUCCCAUGGGCCGGGCCUCACUGCAGGCGAGGGCAGGAGCUGCUGUCCCUCGAGCUGGCGCAGGCCUCGCCUCCCACCCCCCAGCUAGACGCACUAGGCAAUAAACCUCCACAUCGG